Amphimedon queenslandica is the source of this 2351-nucleotide messenger RNA. RefSeq names its product acyl-CoA dehydrogenase family member 11-like. Gene Ontology annotation, molecular function: flavin adenine dinucleotide binding; acyl-CoA dehydrogenase activity. Lineage: Eukaryota; Metazoa; Porifera; Demospongiae; Haplosclerida; Niphatidae. Bases 25 to 2307 code for a protein of 760 amino acids. The transcript is spliced from 16 exons. The record is from RefSeq and is a predicted model, not a curated record. Gene Ontology annotation, cellular component: mitochondrion; cytoplasm. Gene Ontology annotation, biological process: fatty acid beta-oxidation using acyl-CoA dehydrogenase.
CUACAUUUGGAGGUGUGGCUGAAAAUGUCUGACGACCUAAUCGACGUUCCAGCUAGGCACAAGUUUAACUUGGACAGACUGCACAUAUUCCUACACGACAAGCUACCAGGAUUUAGGUGUAACAAAGGAAAACUAAGAAUACAUCAAUUUAAACAUGGUCAGUCUAAUCCAACCUUUCUGAUUUCAACUGACGCUGGACAGGAGUAUGUAUUGAGAAAGCAACCAUCAGGGGAGCUGCUGUAUGGAGCACAUAGGGUUGAUAGAGAGUUCAAAAUCAUGACGGCACUCUUUUCGGUCAAUUUCCCGGUACCACGCCCACUCUGUCUCUGUACUAAUAAUGAUGUUAUUGGUGCUAGCUUUUAUGUGAUGGAGAGGGUGCGUGGGCGGAUAUUCCGACAAGCUGCAUUCCCUGGAGUGAGUCCGGAUGAGAGGAGACUACUAUACAAGUCACUGGUUGAGACGCUGGCACACUUACAUUCGAUUAAUUGGAAGCUAUUAGGACUCAAGGGAUAUGGGGGGAGGAGCAAGAAAAGCUACUGUGAAAGACAGGUUACUGUGUGGUCCAGUAAUUAUCGUAUGUCUUGUAUUGAUGGUGAACCGGCAAAUGAAAUGGAAGUGCUGAUGGAUUGGCUGCCUAGAAACAUACCAGACCAACCUCAUCCAAUCUGUAUAGUUCAUGGCGAUUAUAGACCUGAAAAUGUAAUUUUCCAUCCUACUGAACCUAAAGUGAUAGCAGUUCUUGACUGGGAGCUGAGUACAUUGGGGCACCCAUUGUCUGACUUGGCUCAUCUCUGCAUGAUAUACCUUCCAUUACCAAAUGAGCUAACUGUUCAUAGUGUACCAGGUGCUCCUACUGAGGCUGCAUUAACUGGAUGGUAUUCAGAGAUUGCUAGAAUACCACAUCCCAUACCAAACUGGCCUUACUUUAGAGCUCUUGCCUGCUUUAGAAUGGCAGCAAUCGCACAAGGUGUGUAUGCCAGAGGUCUUCAUGGCAAUGCCAGCAGUAGCUUCACUGAUAGAUUCAAACAUGUUGUUCGUCCACUUGCAAAAACUGGAUGCUCUUUCUUUGAUCCCAGGUUUGUUGCUAACUAUCCAUUCCCGUCUUACUUGGAAUCUGGCAAAUUUUCUCAGAGAGGACGUCAGAUAUUAGCUCAAGUGAAAGAGUUUAUGGAUGACUACAUUUAUCCAGCAGAGAAGGAGGUUUAUGAAUAUGUUAGUAAGCCAGAGAAUACAUGGACUAUUCCUCCUAUCAUUGAAGAAUUGAAGGACAAAGCUCGUAUGGCUGGUUUAUGGAACCUGUUCCUCUCAGGAGUAUCAGGAUUGAGCCAGUUUGAGUAUGCUCCUAUGGCCGAAGAGAUGGGGCGGUGUCCUUUUGCUUCUGAAGUGUUUAAUUGCAAUGCUCCUGAUACUGGGAAUAUGGAGGUACUGUACUUGUAUGGGAAUCAUGAGCAGAAGGAGAAAUGGUUGCAGCCAUUACUGAAUGGAAAGAUAAGAUCCUGCUUCUCAAUGUCGGAACCAGAUGUAGCAUCCAGUGAUGCUAGUAACAUGCAGUGUACUAUCACUAGGGUAGGGAAUGAAUAUGAGGUCAAUGGAAUAAAGUGGUGGUCCAGUGGUGCCGGGGACCCAAGAUGCAAGGUAGCCAUUGUAAUGGGAGUGACUAAUCCUAAUGCUGACAGACUCAAGAGACAUUCCAUGAUUAUUGUUUCCUUGGACACACCUGGGGUCAAAAAGAUUCGCCCACUCUCUGUCUUUGGAUACCUUGAUGCACCUCAUGGUCACUAUGAGAUCAAUUACGAUCAUGUUAGAGUUCCAGCUGGUAACCUCAUCCUAGGUGAAGGUAGAGGGUUUGAGAUAGCCCAAGGUAGAUUGGGUCCAGGCAGGAUACAUCACUGCAUGAGGUCCAUUGGUGUAGCUGAGAGGACAUUAGAUCUCAUGUGCAGUAGAGCUCUCUCUAGGGAAGCUUUUGGAAAGAAGCUAGUGCAUCAGCAAACUGUUAGGACCUCUAUUGCUGAGUCAAGGCUUGAGAUUGAUCAGUGUCGGCUGUUGGUUCUUCAUACUGCUGCAGCUGUUGAUACACUGGGACCGAAGAAAGCUCGUAAACAAAUUGCUGCAAUUAAAGUUGUUGCUCCACGCAUGGCAUGCAGUGUAAUUGACAGAGCCAUACAGUUGCAUGGGGCACUGGGAGUGUCACAGGAUAGUCCAUUGGCUCACUGGUAUGUGUAUGCUCGCUCAUUAAGAAUUGCUGAUGGACCUGAUAUUGUACACCUGGAAACUGUGACUAAGGAAGAGUUGAAAGCUAAACUUUAAUAUUAUCUAUUAUUGUGUGGAAAUUUUAAUAAGUAACAAAAUGA